This is a messenger RNA of Saprolegnia diclina VS20, 1574 nucleotides long. RefSeq lists its product as hypothetical. Gene Ontology annotation, molecular function: antiporter activity; xenobiotic transmembrane transporter activity. The record is from RefSeq and is a predicted model, not a curated record. Bases 1 to 1488 code for a protein of 495 amino acids. NCBI's taxonomy places the organism in Eukaryota, Oomycota, Saprolegniomycetes, Saprolegniales, Saprolegniaceae. Gene Ontology annotation, biological process: transmembrane transport. Gene Ontology annotation, cellular component: membrane. The transcript has 2 exons.
AUGGCACCUUUCUCGACGCGGGACGAACUCAAGUCGCUCGCAGGUCUUGCCGCGCCGAUUCUGUGCUCCAACUUGGCGCUCUUUGGUAUGUCGCUCACCGUGCUCAUAUCGGCCGGGCAUCUCGGGUCGGCGCAGCUCACCGCCGUCGCGUACUCGCAAAUGCUCUUUGACAUCACGAUCCUCGUCUUUACGUACGGCUUUGUCGCGGGCCAAGCCGCGCUCUCGGCCCAAGCCUACGGUGCUGGCAAUCUUCCGCUUGUGGGUCGUUACUGCCAAAUGACCUGCGUCAUCGUCUCACUCGCGUGCGUUCCCAUUGGCGCGCUGUGGUGGUUCACGGGCGACUUGCUUUUCGCGGGCGGCGUCUCAGCGACGACCGCAGCGCAUGCGACCGCGUACGCCCACUACGCGAUGCCAGGGCUCCUCCCGCGCCUCCUCUUCCACGUGCUAAGCAUCUACUUCAAGUCGAUGCAAAACGUAAUUCCGGCCGCGGUCCUUGCCGUCACAUUUGCCAUACUCAACGUUGGUCUCGUGCCGCUGCUGGUGUUUGGCGCCCCGUCGAUCGGAUUUCAAGGCUACGGCCUCGUCGGCGCCCCGAUCGCGUACGUGAUUUGCCAGUACGCGCGCACGUCAGCCUACGUCAUCUACAUGUUUGGCUACAAGAAGCACCACGCGACCUCGUGGCAGUGGUCGACCAAGUUCCUUGACGCCAAGCUCUAUUUGAUGCCGAUGGUGCGCGUCGGCGGCCCGCUCGCCCUUGGGAUGCUCGUCGAAGACAUGCAGCUGCAGACGAUGGCCAUCUUUGCGGGCAUGACGAGCGAGGUAGCACUCGGCGCCAACAACUCGAUGCUGGAGCUCAUCAUGUUCCUCACGAGUCCGCUCCUCGGCCUCCUCGACGCCGCAACCACGCGCAUCGGCAUGCAUCUGGGCGCGGGCGACGCGCACGCGGCGAAAGCGACGAGUCACCUCGUUCUUUAUAGCAUUCUCAGUGUCUGCGCCGUCAUUGUGGUACCCUGGCUUUGCGCCCGGUCCGCGAUCGGCCACCUCUUCUCGUCGGACGCGAGCGUCGUCGAGAGCAUGACCAACAUCACCACCUUGGCCGCCGCGGGCUACAUUCUCAUGUCGUUUUUCUACUACGCCAUGGCGACGCUCGAAGCCCAGGCCCGGACGGUGCCCAUCAUGACGUCGUUCCUUGUCGGCGCUUGGGUCAUUGGCGUGCCGUUGGCGUACGUCCUCGACUUCAACGCGGGCUACGGUCUCCUCGGCAUCUGGAUCGGCAUGUCAGCCGGCUAUGCGACGACGACUUUCUUCGGCGUCUACUUUACGUACAAGUCGGAUUGGCCCGAAGAAGCCAAAAAGGCAGUCGCUCGGAGCACUGAGAAGGACGAUAGCGCGACCUCGAUCGAGAGCGGUCGUGCACCGGAAACGGGCUACGAAGCUGUGCUCGAAACCCCAUCGAAAGAGGCCGCAACGCGCGACCACAUUGCAUAAAGCGCUGAGCUCAAUGACGACAGCACGCAAGUCGACUGGACGAGAGGAUAUGUACAUUCGUAAUGCAAUACCGUCUCGAUCGUACA